AUGUUAUCGCUCGUCCUUUUGUAUGAGGCAACACGGCCACACUCGAAUCUUCGCACGAUGUUAACUGCGAGAGCCCGCAGACAUAAGUUAUUUAAGAAAAACUUUGGAAAUAAUAGUGCUGCAUGCAGGCUUCCUGACUUAGAUCCAUUUCACUCCAGUGUAGCACAGUUUAUCAAAGAUCUUGGCAGGCUAAACUGCGAUGGCGUGAGUUAUUCAAGCUUUGAGAACAACGUCCUUGUGGUCGAAGGAGAAGGUAUCGUUUCCGCUCAGUACAGAAAGAUCGCGAGAACACCUGGCGAUGACUUUGCUGUUGUCUUGUCGGAUCCGUUAGAGGUUCGAAAUGACAGUUGGAGUCCAAUGGAAAAGGAUGGCAGUCAGAAAGGUAAAAAAUUUGCAUUCACGCCUAUCCCCUAUUUUCUGGGCUACUGAAUGAAAGGAUACUGUUGUUGCUGGUAAAUAAACUAACGUUGACUAAUUGAACUUAACCUAUUUGUAGUUACCAGAGGUCUUCUCGCUUACCAGCGUCAAGAAGCGUGAAGAAGCUUAAGAGCUGGUUGGCGAGAUACGUCUGGCUCAGGCCGUGAAGUGUUUUAUAGCACGCCGCUUCGCUCCUCAGCUGGCUGGCUUGGCCGCUCCGAGACCAAAAAACCUCUGGCACCGAGGGUAAAUUGAAUGGAACGGUUAGCAAGAAAGUUUUAGCUUUUCUCAAGCUUUAGAAAUUUCUACGCAAUAUUUUACUCAUUCAAACAGUUAUUUUACAGAAAAAAGUCGUGAGGUGCCCCUCUGUAGCUGCAUUAGUCUAAUUCCAGACAUUUCGACAAUACGAAAGCAGGGGGUCAUGUUUGCGAUAUGAUUUCGAUUCUAAAACUCGUAAUUUUCGUAGAAGCCUCACGUUCUCGACACCUUGAACAAAUUACUAAUUAAUUUAUAAUUUAUCAGAGAGAUAUUUAAAUUUGUCAAGACUGCCAAUGGUUUUCAUGAGCGGUAUUAUGCUAUUGUAUUAACUCAGCGCGUCAGAAAUCAGAAAUGUACCAUUUAUACGAGCAUGUCUUAUCUAAUAAGACGCGUCUUAGCUAAGCCGCGUCUUAUUUUAGACGAAAUGUGCCGUUUAUACGGGAAAGUUCGCGUCUUAUUUUUCCUCGUAUAAAUGGCCCUAUUUAUACCUUAUUAAUAUUCAAUAUGUAAGCGAAGCUAGAGUUGCACUCGGCUAUCGCCUCGUGCAACUCUUACGCAUCUUUCGUGCUCUCCAAACUUCCCGCGUGCAUCCAUAACUCGAUAUACGCACGCUCAGCAUGAACAAAUUCUUAAUUGGAGUCGCCUCACCUUUUCGGGUGCGCGUCCAUCCCCACGAGGUCGAAUGCUCGAGUCAUGGUCCAAGAAAUGUUUCUUCAUCUUCUUCAAGGCUCGGCUCGUGCCACUUAUUUGCUCGACUUUAACUUCGUCGACAUCGCAACCUGUUUUGCAAGCUUAGCGGCAGCCGAAGAUGAUAGACAUUCGAACUGCGAAAAUUCCACCACGUCUGAUGUACUAAACUCGACAGAACACCCAGGUAUUUUCAGUUUUCGUUGUUGGAUUUGCAUUGGUGAAGGGAGCCUUAUGUUUGGUCUUUUGCUGGUUGUUUUAAUUCUCAUUUAGUUUGUUUGGACCAGUGCUGGGAAACCCGUUUUUUUUUCCCCGAGGUCGGGGAAAAUGGCCACUGAGUGAAAGGAUGAUAUCUUUAGGGCUUAUAUCGGCCCAUAUUAUCAGGGCCCGUUUACUUAUACCUGGGCAUAAGGAAUAGAGGCGUAGAAGCACUGAGUGGGGUCUUCGAUAGUCACCUUUUAAGUAACGGUGUUCACAGCCUGUCACUGGGGCAUGACUGAACGAUUCAUUGAGUUGGGAGCAAUCCGGGCGUAUUUGGGAUAUAUGCGGUAAACGUUUUUCGCCCUUUUGUCUUCUUGGGGACGCUAGAGCCAAAGAGGACAAGUUUUCAGGUUUAUGUGUUGGCACGUUUCACCAGGUUUUUAUAUUUGUGAAUUAUGGUAACAGUUACUACCGCUUGUGGAAGUUUUUACGAUUAGCUGUAUUUUGAUUCUUACAAAAGUAACAAGGGUGACUGAUUCGGAUGUCACUUUGUAUCCGCAGCCUCACUCUUCGGUGGUAACUCAGUAUUGAGUGGUAGGCUUGGUGUCUGGUUGUGAUCGCUCCCAUUUCGUUCAGAAUAACUUCUUCAUUAAUGUUCACAAAACUACUGGACUGGAAGUUCCUACAAGCAUUGUUUUUUCUCUUUAAUGAUUGCUAAAUUCGGGGUUGUUUUCCCUUCGACAAGUUUUGUCGCUCUUAAACUGGGUGGAGUGUUCUCGAAUACAGUUCAUUAUUCUGUGAGGGCAGCUUUGUACAUGGUUUAAAAGGUCUCGUUAAUCUACGCUCUUUUGUGAGUACUUUCGCACGAAUUUUUUCUCUGCUUUCCAGACCAAAUAUUUAGAAAUGGUCUGGGUUGUGUCAAGGCGAGGGUAUUGAAUUCCUAGAUUAGGAGUGGUGGUGAUCUUAGCGUAUGCCCUGGAAAGCCACGAAGUUCGGCUCUUAGAUCUCUGGGGCAAGGUGACUCGUUAGGAGCCUGUGAAAACAUAUUUGCACGUUACGCAGCUGUCUCCUUUUAGUGGUUGCGUCGUCGUUCGGUUCCAAACCUUCUCUGGUGAAAUUUUUCUGCUAAGUUGAGCACAUAUAGACGAGUGCAUACACGUAUAAUUUUAGAUGCUGGAUUCUUCAUCUACCUCUCUGUCUGCUUUGGCAGCCGCAUUACACCAUCCGUGCUUUUGGCCUUCUCCUUUAUUGGGCUUAGUUUGUUUCAUUUUAGCGUCGAAGAGAGAGCGAGUCCGUUACAACCCAUGCGGGGGCGUUUGUGGAGUGUGUUAUUCGAAGAUUACAGGUGGCAUGUGUUAUCAGCUGAUGCCUGGUUUACCCUGGGAUUGCAUGACCUCUACGCGUUUCGCAAUGAAUGAGCCACGGGAUAGACAUAUCCCUUCUUUACCUUUGUUAAACAAUCAAAAUAAUCAUGUUUGUAGUGCGCAUGUCUAGAUUUUGUGUUGCUAUCAGUAUCUGUGAUUGCUUGCUCCACACUCGAUGAUUUUGAUAUUUCCUGCUGCCUGGGGUGUGGCCUUGGACGUUAGAAUGGUUCCUGAUGUAUUUUCAAGAGACCCAAGGUUUGUUACCCGGUCGGUUCAACAUUUUAUCAAAUGGUAAACAAAACUCAGGAUCGGAAUAUUCCUUUCAGCAAUCGUGUUUUCCUUGCAUAUAUGUGUCCAAUUUACCGAAAAACGAUUGAGGGGUUCUGCAACGGUAACCAGAGGUGGGUUGAAGUCAUGAACCACGAGUUUCGGUCGGAACAUCCCCACCAGGGAAACAGAUCUGCUUUUCGAAGAUCAGUUGCCCCCGAAGAUUUUCACUUUAGGGAAACGUCAGGUGUUACUAGAUCUCUAAGUCGGCUAUACACGGGUCGUGAGCAGUAUGAGACAGCUUUUAAGCUCGCUUUUUUAUUUCUAGCCUUUAAUAUUUGGUCUUUUUCAGUGGCGUAAUAGUACACGAGAGUUAGCAUUUUCGAUCGUUUUGACUGUGCUUCAGAAAGAGUCAUAAUCUUUAAUAUGGAUUGUGGGGGCGUUUUGUUUUGCUCAGUUGACAACCCCCUUUUCACGAAAGACUGCAGAUUUUGCUGAAAUCGCAUCGUUUUAUAGGAAGGGAGCCAUAUUCUCUUCCUUCGCCAAGCGAUUUAAGAGCCCAAGCUGGCCUACUCAAUUUUUGGAAACUGGCAGGGCAAAGUAGACGCGUUAAGAUCGCUGUAACCCUCACCCAAGCCCUCAUUAAUCAACCAUAUAGAUGAGAACACACAGUUACGAGAGCCAUCCUUUCGGGUUUUACGGGUUUGCAUUCGUGAAUAGUUAUUACUCGUCAACUCAGGUUCAUUUCUCGUCACAGAAGAUGAUGGGGUAGGAGUUUGGGGUCGACUCAGACAACCGACACCGGUUGCUUUCUAAAGGGCUUACAUUUGGUUGUAACAUCAGAUGUACCUGUAAUAUUACACUAUUGCUAGAAAGAUCCCUUGUUCCCUGGUGUCAAGCAGACUCUGCCCUCUUUGUGUGGUUAUUGUAGAGCAGAUCUGCAUUGGGUUUGUUAGAGGUUAUCCUGGCCCCUUUCAAUGAAAAUAGAUCGCGCACAAAGUUUCCAUCUACACUAGUCCCGUACGAGCCUAGGCUAACCGGGGAGCCACCCUUACGCGAUUUAGAAACUACGUAUAUAAUUUCUCCCGCAAUGCUAGGACAAAGUUAACAAGGAUCACAUGGGUUGGUGGUCCCCGUACCAUAAUCCAGUGCGCCUCACUUCAUUAAAUUGAAUCGCGCACCCUACCAUGCCGAGGCCACCGACGCGUUACAAUGAUUGCGUAAAUACUAAUGCGUACAAUACCGUGUAACAGGUGUAAAAGGGGGUUGACUGGCCUGCAUGACUCCCCGUGCCCGGCGCGUGUUUUAGCCUUUGUAAUGGUUGUUGUUAUAUUCAAUGCUAGUUUCUCACGCGACUUUGCUUUAGGUUAGGCACUUAGUGUGACGGUGUUGUGUGACUCGCAAAAGGCAAGAUUCGUAGAUUUCUCUUUUAUGUCGAAGGGUUAGUUUUCUGUCUCAAAAUUUAUUUAUGAGAGGGUCGUACGUGUGAGAUCCCGUGUAACCUCUUUCUAGCAGAUGUGAUUUGCACGACUCGAACGAGUCGUACCACUUGAAAGGGUCCCCUCACGACAACUUUGCCAACCAAGUCUUUGUGUCGCUAAUGAGAUGCGUGUUCUCCAAUUGCACGUGCAAGUGAGAUGUAGUUUCACUAUAUGUCGUACCUCAAGUUAUCACACGGAACUAUCACCCAUUCACGACUAGUACCAAUCGCAUGAAUUGAAAGGCUGAUCUAACCACUUUUACCCUUCGUACUAUUUAUACCUUAUUAAUAAUCAAUAGACUUCGCGCAUAGUAUAUAAGCAUGUGUUAAUUAUUCACAGUUGUCAGUUUGACUAACUUUAGUUGGAGUCGCCCCCACCCACCCGCCCCUUCUGCUUACUUUAUUAGCACCUACGUGUCUUCCCCAUCGAGCUUGCUCGUCUGGGGUGACUUCCCAUAACUAAAUGCUAAUAAGUAUGCAAGAAGGAUAUUGAACUAUUGUCUUCACUUCACCGAGACGAGGCUUCGAUCCAAAGUAGUGGUUUGUUGGCUACCAAAUAUUGCAGAUUUUUUCUUCUCCCUUGCUAGACUUAUCGAGGACUUAGAAAGGCAGCUUAGUUCAGCUUCAUAUGACAGUUCAGAAUAUUUCGGCAUUUUGACGAGUACAAAAGGACACUUGCAACUCUGUCGUCAAGAUUUUGUGAGACUUACGGUUGUUUAGAAAUAGGGAAGUUCACCCUUUCUACGUUAAAUCGGACUGGAACCCACCGGUUCAACCAUUAGAAGCCCUCGAGAGAGGUUAAAUCACAACUGGCAGAGAUACAAAUAACAAAGCCAAAACACAACCUGUCAUGCAAGGACCGACAAGCAUUAAAAGAAUUACAGCAAAACACUGGCGCGCGGCAUCGACAUCAUCAACGGUGUUUAGACAAUGGCAAAAUUUGCAAUAAAUUCACAAUGUAGUUAUAAGAAAAAUUUAGCCGUUAAGUCACUUUGUAUUAUUAUUAAAGAAAAAUUUAGCCAUUAAUUAACGGCUAAAUUUUACUCUUUACUAACCAAAAAUUUAGCCAUUAAUUAAUGGCUAAAUUUUACAUUAACUAUUUAUAAGUUAAAUUUUCAUUAUCUAUUUAUACAAACGAAAAAUUUAGCCAUUAAUUAAUGGCUAAAUUUUCAUCCUUAUAUUUUGCAUGUUACGCAACAAUGCCGAUGCUCGCCGAUGAUCAUAUUUCGAGCUUGGGCUACCUGUGAUAAUACUGAUCCGAAGCCCUUGUAAUUUCGAAAAGAGUCGAGUUCCCCUAGGAUGACCGAACAGAUACAAAUUUUAUAGCGCCGCUUAGAAUGCAUUUCUAGAGAUCUAAAAGUACUCUGGGUAUACUAAAUAAAAGAAAAAGAAAAGAAAAGAAAAGGAAAGAAAAAGAAUCUGUACGCGAAAAUAGCUUAUAUCAGGGGCACCCAGCGUCAAUUUUCGGAAAAUAUCUGUUGGGAAGACGAUUUGAGAUCUAAAUUUUUCGGAACAUUUGUUGUAAAAUUUCUUGCUUGCCCGCCUGUCCUAGGACUUUCGAACAUUUAAAAAAUGAAAUAAUUGCCUAUUUUUAACGGAUUUUUACCCUAAAUAAGUCACCUAGAAUUUUCGGGAGCCUUUUUUCUGGCUGAAAUUUUCGAAAAGGUAAGUUUUGAUCCCUAUAAUUUUCGGAUCACUAAACUUUCAGCAAGGAAAUCCUAACUGAUGAAAAAUUUUUAGGGAAUAAAAAUAUGCCUAUAUCUACCGUUUAAAUACUAAAACACGUUUAACAAUGCUAUGUUUAAGUGGUUUUGAACUAUAUUCUUGUUGGGUUCCCCUGUCAUAUGGGAUCAUGGAAACAUAAAAAUUUUGAUCGAUUCAGAAAAAAAGAAUUGUAAAUCAAGCAAAAAACAACUAUCAUGACUAAACUAAACAGAUGAAAUAUUUUGCACUUUCCCUUACAUUUUUUUCUUAAUGUUGAAUCGGGAUGUCGUUCGGUGUCUGCCGGCCCCUGGUGUUCGUUACGAGGCUGGCGCUCGAUAAUAAAAUCAUGCUCUCGUGACCUAAAAAUAGGCCGUGACAACGGGAAAACCCCAGGGGUACUUCCCUUUAGUAAAAUCCAACUAGUGGUCUAUUAUCAAUGCUGCGUUCUGACUGGCUGAGCUCCCUCUAUUUUUCCCACUUCCUCCCAAACCGCCCCCGCCCCGUAAGUAGUUUUGACACUCAUGCAAGAAGGCAGCCCGCAACACAAAGCGCUCGAUCUCGAUGAUCUUGCGGAAAAAUAGAGGACUUUGUCAGACAGUCUAGAGCUACUACUAGGGUAUAUGUUAUAGCCCACUAGUAGCGAAAAGCCCCGGCUUUAACUAGAUAAAGUUGUUUUGUCUCGAUAUUUUUUGACCAACUAGUUGGAUUUUACUAAAACAAUUAUUCCUCUCGCCCUGGACUUUGCCCACUUUUGGUCUGGAAUCGGGUAUGGUUUUCGAGGGAACUACGGGACUGUAUGAACGUGUCGUUUCAAUUCCACAUGAAUAAGAAAGAUAGAGAAAUAUGCAAAUUCGAAAUGGAUUUUAAGAAAUCUUUUUUGUUGAUGUUCUAAUCUAAGUAAUGAUGACAUAAUUUCUUAAAGGCCAUGUUUGAAAACGGGUGUGAAAAAUAACAUUUUUGGUCUGAAAUAGAGUCAGGAUUUGGCGAACCGGGCGGCACACCCCUACCAAGAAUUACCAGAAGUACCCCCCGGGGGGGGAGUUAUCGCGAGAUGUUUCUGAAAAAAAAUUGCGUACGUGGCUGUUUUUGUUAUUGAAUUCUGAGCAUCGAUCUUUUGUACUUUAUGGGAAAAAAUACAGUUGAACAUCAAAACGUAAAUGUUUAAAUAACUGUUCAUAAGCCGGUUUCUCUUGGGAUCAAUUGCAAUCUCCUGCCAGAAUGCUACUUUUUGGCUGGCUCUUUUGAAUUUUUUGCAUGCUUUCUGAUACAUGAUGUUGUCAAUAAUAUGUGUUAGUGAUCUGUUGCUGUGUUUACAAGAUAUGACGUCAAAAGAGAGACAAGUUCAAUCAACUCCCUCUUCCCCAGGGGUUUCCUUAGAAAAUGAGAUGGAUAAGCCCAGAGACCUGGGGACGGCGAGGUUGGUCAAAUGAUUGUUGAGCAAACACAGUAUUAUAGAAUGAUAUGUGUCGAGAGAAGAAGCGCAGAUAAAAUCUUUGAGUUCCUGGUGGGAGUUGUCACAUUGAUGGGAAUCAUUCAUGCCAUUGGCCAUUUUUCUUUUGUUUUUUCUUCCAUCUUUAGGUCUUUUUAAGGGAAGUACAUCGAUAGACGCUGACUUCAUCCGAGUAGACGUCUUGACCAACUCGGGAGAAAGAAAGACCGACGUACACAUGCACGUGUUUCCAAAACAGGAGGUUCUCGAAAGACCACGAAAGCCUGUUGGUAUUCCAUUGAAUGUAGCACUGGUUAUGUUCGACUCGACUUCGGCAGCAAACUUUGUAAGGAAAAUGCCGAGUAGUCUUGAAUACUUGAACAAAUCAUUGGGCUCUGUCUUUAUGCAAGGUAAGGUAACGUGCAUUUGGGUUUGCUGGGCCGUAGCCAGACGUUUCGCGCAUAGAGGACAUGCAGGAGGCAAGAUUUGUGAUCGUCUAGGCUUGAGCCAUUAGGGGGGUCUGUCGACAUUCUCCCGGAAAGAAAUCUAAAUGAGCUAAAACGCUAGCUUGUUUUAUUAAGUAUUUCCUCAGAAAAAUCAAUGUCGUUCAACAGAAUAUUAUCCUUUCCCAACUAAGCAUUUUGCUAUUCAUAUUUCUUCAUUUUUCUGAGUUAAAUAUAGACGCGUUUUGUACUCAAUUUAUUUGCCUUUCCGUGUGUGAAAGCCAAGCAGUGUGAGCAAGAUUUUGUGUGCACAAAGGAAGCUUAACUUUCAAAAUUCACGUCACCGCAAUGAGUUGUACAUUUGAGCCCGCAUACAAACAAGUGGAACUGGUCAGCGGAUACUUUUUUGAAAGAUAUUAAAUUAACUGCUAAAAUCGUGGAUGAAGAUCCCGCUAGUUGUAAACGUUGGAUCUCUAGAAAAGAGAUCUAAUCAGCCCAAAUAUAAAGAACCAAAAACGAGAAGUCCAAAGACUACUGCAAAGCUGAUUAAGAACAACGUGUAUUGUUUUUUCAUAACAAUAUUUCGGCUGGCCAUACCAGCCUUCUUCAGGUUUACAGAUCUCACUGAACUUAUGUAGGAAUCACAAUAUUAUAUAGAUGGAGAAUGCCGCAAUAAAAAUUGUUUAAGAGGGAGAGGCGAAAAUGACGUACAACACAAAAACUGGAAAGGAAAAAUAAUAAGGAUAUGGAUUACAAUAAUUCGUCACGGCGGUUUAGGCCAUGAGGUUCAAGAGUCAUGGCCUUAUCUAUCAAAUGCGACUCCCUGGCCUUACGAACUGAGUCACGUGAAGAAUGAAUUUUCUCUAGUGGGAUUAACGGCAUGUCAGUGUGAGAGCGGUUAGAGUGAGAUAGAAAGUGUUCAGAAACAGCAGUGGGUUUAGAUUUAAUGUUAGUUAUGUCGACUGUACGUCUGUGUUCGUUAAAUCUGUCCUUGAGACGUUGUUUAGUUUCAGCUAUAUACUGUAAAUUGCAACGGUUAGAUUGAAUAAUGUAGAUCACGUUUUCAGUGUUACAAGUAAUGUGUGAAGUGAUGGAACGUGUUUCACCUGUAGCGUAAAAGGUAUAACUUGUGAGGCCAUUAGUAACUGUGUAUGGACAAGUGGCACAAUUUUGUCCACAGCGGAAGGAGCCUGGCGGAAAAUGAUUGUUAGAGAUAACGGGUAAUUGUGCUUUACAUGUAACUAAAAGGUUACGAAGAUUAGGGCUACGUCUGUAAGCAACAAAAGGCGGUUUGCAAAGACGUCUUUGCAACGUUUAGAGGAGUGUAAGAUGUUAAAAUGUUUGCGUAGGAUAUAAGAAAUGCGUGCAAUGCUGGGUUGUAUGUGACAACAAGUGUUACAACAUCGUUAGAAUAUUUAGGUUUAGUCUGUAACGCGUUAGUGCGAGAAAUAUUGGCAGCGCGUAGAAACUGUUCUUCUAAACCUGAAGAAGGCUGGUAUGGCCAGCCGAAAUAUUGUUAUGAAGAAACAAUACACGUUCCUCUGAAUCAGCUUUGCAGUAGUCUUUGGACUUAUCGUUUUUGAUUCUUUUUUGACAGCUGUCAAUUUACCGUAACAUGGAUGUCCACUAUCAAGAUAAACACAGAUUGUAUAUGUGUCUUGGACAGCUACAUGUAGUUAAUAAUUCUCGGUCAUUACAAGGAAAUUUUGCCCGCUCAGCAGCCAAUCAAACGCGCGUACUGUUGUACCAAUAUAAUGAAGUUGUUUAUGUUGGCUUUCGUCGAACAGGAAAAAGCACAUGAAAAGCAAAAAAUUUGUUUUUUUCGAGAGGAUUAUGGGGUUAGGUAAUUUAGGUUUUUGAUCACCAAACGUAUGGUGUUCCAGGGCUGUUAGAAAAGUUGAAAUAUGCCGAUGGAUCGAUUGAGUGACGUAGCUCAGUCACGGCAGCCACCAGGCGACCGUGAUAAAUCUGCAAAACCGUAGCUAAUAAAGCACUUUUAUAUCAAGGCAUUUUUUCGAUAAGAAAGACGCUGAAAACUUUGCGUGACCAAGAGCUCUGCGUGGCGGUGCACUUGUUUGCUGAGGAGGUAAACACAGAGUCGGAUUUGGUUUUGAUUUUGCAUAGAAAAGCGCGCUUAAGAACGAUAUCGUCCGGAACGCCCUAAAUUCUGAUUGGCUGGAAAUAAGAUAGGCUUGGAACCUGCCGCCUUAGCCUGCAAACCAUUAUCAAAUGCCUUGCCAUAAAAUCCCAUUAUGAUGUCGUCAUAACGGUGUCUUUUAAGGCAGGAUUUUCAUUUUUACUGUUCAAAGUUUGAUAACUUCUCAUAUAGGCUUUCAUUUCCCUGAAAUUUUUGGAAGUUUGCCAGGUCUCUCUGCUUUAAGACACUGUUUUUCAAAGUGUUUUUGUUCGAAAAAGAAGUGUUACCGACGAAAAGUAAUUUGUUAUUUACAUCAGCUGACUAUAACUUUACACAUGCUUGACUGUGUUUUCAUUUCAUAGUGAAUAAAUACAGUCCAACUCCACCAUAUGGACUGAGCCCCGUUAAUACUACCAAAUUUCUCAAGGUCGGACUGUGACCCUUAAACGUUACACUUAACCCCUGAAUAGAAAAUAAUUAAACGCUCGAGAAGUUUAAGCGCCGUGAGCCAAAAGAGAAAAAAAAAUACAGCAACAUCAACAAAAUCGUUGAGCCGAAUAUGGGGAAUGGUAAUCUCCGAUAUAUCCAGAUCUUACCCUUUGGUGACUGCUAGCACGUAGCGAAAAGACCGCAUUUGUCAUCAAUUCUUCUUUUUUGAAUUAGUUUUUGGCCAGUUAGUAUGGGAAUGGCGGGUCCAAACGUUAUAUAUAUUUUUUAGUAAAUUUUGUACAUUUUGAAUGGCUGUAUCUCGGUCCAUUUUGCACCGAUAGACACCAAACUUGAGGAUUUUUAAAGCUUGAUGUACUUUUUCCGACUAUGAGAGUCUUGUGUUAAUAAUCCAAUAAAAAAACCUUCCAAUCAAGUCCCCGUCGGCUUAAAGUUGGCAAUAGAAAAUCUGGGUGCGAAAUUAGCCUGUGUAGUGGUCUUCGAGACGGGUAGGGGAUCGGGAGGAAGGGAAAAUGGGAGUUCUUGCUCUCCCCCUCCCCGUCUCCGUUUUUCGCCUGCCACCCAGUCUAUGUGAGAUAAGGUGGAUGGUUGAGUGUUUGUGUUUGUUUUUGUUGUGAUUGACAGGUGAGACGAUUGUGGGGGAUGGUACCACCGCACAACUCUCCGCAAUGCUUACUGGAGUGGAGGAGAAACGUCAAGUGGACGCACGGAAAAGAAUAACAAACUCUCAACCAGUUGACAGCUGGCGCUGGAUUUUUAAAGACUACAAAGACAAGGGAUACGCCACGAUGUUCUCCGAAGAUUCACCUUACUUUGCGUCGUUCAAUUAUCGUUUACGUGGUUUUAAAGAUCCACCCACUGACCAUUACGCAAGACCCUUCUGGAUGGAAGCUGACAAUCACAUCAAUGGGUAUUGUAUUAAUAACCGAGCGUCCCACGACGUUUCGUUGAAGUAUCUGUUGAGUCUCUUUCGCAGGUACAGAGACACACCAAAGUUUGGAUUCUCUUCCCAUGCAGUUAUUUCUCAUGAUGACCCGAACACGGUUGGUUACGCAGAUGCAGAUCUGAAAUCGUUUCUAGAAACUUUUGAGAAAGAGACGUUCCGAAAUAACACCUUGUUGAUCAUCUUUGCGGACCACGGAGCACGGUUUUCAGACUUGAGAAAAACAAUCCAAGGAAAACUAGAAGAAAGGUUUCCAUUUCUGUCGAUCACUACACCUAAAUGGUUUCCUGAAAAGUACCCAGACCUCUACAACAGUCUCGUCCAUAAUUCUCGUGUCCUCACGUCACCAUUUGAUGUGUACGCCACCUUACGCCAUAUUUUGUCGUACCCAGAAUAUCCGACGGGAAUCUUAAUGGGUCAAAGUCUGUUUACUAAAAUUGACGAAAGAAAUCGCACAUGCGCAAGUGCCGGUGUUGAGGAUCAUUGGUGUCCCUGUCUGAAUUUGGAAGAAAUUUCCACUGAUGAGCAAGUAGUUUUUCAGGCAGCGACGUUCGUGCUUAACCAUAUCAAUAACCUGACCUCACAGACUGCAGAACUGUCCGACUUUUGUCAGCGGCUGACUUUGAAGGAGAUAACAAGCGCUUUUCGUGACAUGCCAAGCGAAGCUAUGCAGAGAUUUCGUGACACUAAGCAUCGUUCGGAUGAUGCCUGUGACAAUUGUGAAGUCGUGAUGGGCGAUAAAGCUGAAAACACUCUUGUUAAAGACACUUUGUAUCAAUUAAAGCUGUUAACAGCUCCAAAUAAUGGAUUUUAUGAGGCUUCUGUGAGAAUUACACGAGGUGUUCUUUCCAUUGUGGGAGAUAUCAGUCGUAUUGAUGCUUACAAAGACCAGCCAUAUUGUAUACAAGAUAGAUUCCCCCUUCUACGUAAAUUUUGCUACUGUUAUCGAACAGCGUCUCUGAAAGCCUAG
Molecule: messenger RNA, 12747 nt
Organism: Porites lobata
Lineage: Eukaryota; Metazoa; Cnidaria; Anthozoa; Scleractinia; Poritidae
Source: the annotation of a GenBank genome assembly